GGCGGGCAUUUGGAGAGGAUCCCUAACUCGGGCCGAGAGGCAGAGCGUGUGCGUGUGUGUGUGUGUUGUGUUGUGUAUUGGCAGUGGGGUAAGUGGAGGUUGGGUGGCUCCGACUCUCUGACGCCAGUGAGACCAGAUCAAUCCAGGCGCAGCGGCAGAACGAGCUGGGCUGCUCAACGGCGGCGCUCUCUGGAAGCGAGAGCGAAAAAGCAGCAGCAGCGGCAGCGGGUGGGACUUUGCCCGCCUGUCCAGCAGCUGCGACGCGCUGCGCUUUGCACGGUCGUUUUUCCUUAUUCCCUCGCCUCGCCCCUCGCGGACAGCUGCUGCUAUCUAAACCAAUGAUGACUGUUUUGAAAGAUACCUGACUAAGACCUGGAACCCCAAAGACAUCUAUCAGACUGGAAUGUUGGGUUCAUUUUGCAAGAAUUUGGAAUUGGGAAAGAUCAUCUGAAUUUAUUCUGGACAGUUGUUUGAAGGAGAAAUAGGAUUUUUAACAUAGAAAUUGUGCUUCAAUAUUUCCUUCUAAUUUAUCACUAUGAAUGUAACAAGUUUGUUCUCCUUCACAAGCCCAGCUGUUAAAAGACUGCUGGGGUGGAAGCAAGGGGAUGAAGAGGAAAAAUGGGCAGAGAAAGCUGUUGAUGCCUUAGUUAAAAAACUUAAGAAGAAAAAAGGAGCAAUGGAAGAGUUGGAAAAAGCACUAAGUUGUCCUGGUCAGCCAAGCAACUGUGUUACAAUUCCUCGUUCCUUAGAUGGCAGACUUCAGGUUUCUCAUCGCAAGGGGCUUCCCCAUGUAAUUUAUUGUCGUGUGUGGCGCUGGCCCGAUCUUCAGAGCCAUCAUGAACUUAAACCACUGGAAUGUUGUGAGUUUCCCUUUGGUUCAAAACAGAAGGAAGUCUGCAUCAAUCCCUAUCAUUACAAACGAGUGGAAAGCCCAGUUCUUCCUCCUGUGCUUGUUCCUAGACACAGUGAAUACAACCCUCAGCACAGUCUCCUGGCACAGUUUCGCAACUUGGGACAAAAUGAGCCUCAUAUGCCACAUAACGCUACUUUUCCAGACUCUUUCCAGCAACCCAACAGUCACCCAUUUCCCCAUUCACCAAACAGUAGCUACCCAAAUUCGCCUGGAAGCAGUAGUGGUACCUACCCUCAUUCACCUGCCAGCUCUGACCCGGGAAGCCCUUUUCAGAUGCCAGCUGAUACUCCCCCUCCUGCUUACUUACCUCCAGAAGAUCAGAUGACCCAGGAUGGUUCACAACCAAUGGAGACCAAUAUGAUGGCACCUUCAAUUCCUUCAGAAGUAAACAGAGGAGAUGUUCAGGCAGUUGCUUAUGAAGAGCCAAAACACUGGUGCUCUAUUGUCUAUUAUGAACUCAAUAAUCGUGUUGGAGAGGCGUUUCAUGCCUCUUCCACAAGUUUGUUGGUGGAUGGCUUCACUGAUCCCUCCAAUAACAAGAACAGGUUUUGCCUGGGGCUCUUGUCAAAUGUUAACCGGAAUUCUACUAUUGAAAAUACUAGGCGGCAUAUUGGCAAAGGAGUUCAUCUGUAUUACGUUGGCGGAGAAGUCUAUGCAGAAUGCCUUAGUGACAGUAGUAUAUUUGUGCAAAGCCGAAAUUGCAAUUACCAUCAUGGCUUUCAUCCAACUACCGUCUGCAAAAUUCCGAGUGGCUGCAGCUUAAAAAUUUUCAACAAUCAAGAAUUUGCUCAACUUUUAGCUCAGUCAGUGAACCAUGGCUUUGAAACAGUAUAUGAACUCACUAAGAUGUGCACUAUUCGUAUGAGUUUUGUAAAGGGUUGGGGAGCUGAAUAUCACCGGCAAGAUGUCACAAGCACACCAUGUUGGAUUGAAAUUCAUUUGCAUGGUCCCCUUCAGUGGCUGGAUAAAGUUCUUACACAGAUGGGCUCUCCUCAUAACCCAAUCUCUUCUGUGUCUUAAAAAAAUUCUGAAUUUCAGAAUCUAGUGAGCCUUGCAUGUACUUGAAGGAUGUUUGGGUCAGACACAUGUACAAAACUGGCGGCAGCAGCCUUUACACUUGAUAUCUGUGACCAAUUGUUAGAUCAGGAAGAAAGCUCCUACUAAGUUAUUUUUAAAAAUUCAAUUUUCACAAUAGUAAUCUCUUUCCAGUCUUUAGGCAGGGGAUUGUAAAAGCUAGGGAUGGCCAACUUAAUGUCAAUUGAACACUGUUCUCAAGCAGUCUUACUUAGCAAACUAGCAUCACCAUAUGUGACUCAUUCAUUGUACUUUGUCCUGAAAUGAAUAUCCAACAUUGACAGUUAUACUCAAAGGAAAGUUUGCAUUGGUAUUUGAAAGUCUCGGUAAUAGUAGCUAUCGGGGGGGAGGGGGGAGGCUUCUGUGUAAUAUUCUGAAACUGUAUUGACCAUAAUGCUGCAAGAAUUUUUAGGUAUGCUCUCUCCUAAAUGUAUGUACAGUGUAAUUGGAAUAUAGAGAUGGACAAGAAAUUAGAUAAAUGUGGGAAUUGGGUGGGAAAUGAAGCUGACAAAGGACAGGUAGAAUUAUACUGUUAAACAUAGCCUGUUAAAACAAGACCAAGUCUUUCUGUGUGCAUUUCACUUUCAAUAGUGGCUUCAUCUUAAUAUUAACUAAUAUUUCUGCCAUCUGCAGCUUCAUAGAGAAAGGGUGGGUCAAUGCUUUUGUCGUGUACUGCAAGGUCUGUAGAUUUCAAGACAAAACUACAGUCUUUUUUUUUUUUAAAUGGGCAGUUUUAUGCAGUUCACAUAACAGAAGCAACUUUUUUAUUUUGUAAAACUUUUUGUGUUUUGCCAACUUGGCAGAUAUUAGCUUAUGUUGGGAGGACUUAAUCAACCUAUUCAAGUGUUUCAAACUAAAAGGUUAUUUUUUUUACUAUUUUAAUUGUUUUCUUUCUGCUAAUGUUUUUAUAUUCAUUCAAGCUGUAGUACUUUUUCAGUAUUUUUUUUAAUUCCAAAACGGGGGGGGGUCAUCCUUAUUGAAGUUCAAAUAAACAUAUUGCUUACU
This is a messenger RNA of Notechis scutatus (mainland tiger snake), 2992 nucleotides long. It is a transcript of the gene SMAD1, whose product is annotated as SMAD family member 1. Gene Ontology annotation, biological process: cell differentiation; BMP signaling pathway; anatomical structure morphogenesis. The record is from RefSeq and is a predicted model, not a curated record. Lineage: Eukaryota; Metazoa; Chordata; Lepidosauria; Squamata; Elapidae. Gene Ontology annotation, cellular component: heteromeric SMAD protein complex. Gene Ontology annotation, molecular function: RNA polymerase II cis-regulatory region sequence-specific DNA binding; I-SMAD binding; DNA-binding transcription factor activity, RNA polymerase II-specific.